AAUUAGCCUUCCCCUCGUGCUGGCUUCCCUCCCUACCAUGGCUACUGGCGAAGACAUCUCCCCUGCCCUGCAGGACUCAUGGGGCGACUUCUGGCUCUUCCGUUUCUUUGUUAAUGCUGCUGGCUAUGCGAGUAUUGUGGUGCCAGGAUUCCUCCUCAUCCAGUACUUCAAGAGAAGGAAUUACCUGGAGACAGGCCGAGGCAUUUGCUUCCCUGUCAUUAAGUCAUGCGUGUUUGGCUCUGAGGUGAAGUCUGUACACCAGGAGGAUGGCUCCCUGCCACCCCGAGCGGAGCCCACGGAGUCCUCUACAGCCCGACAGGUCUUCAAGCUGCUGUUCUGUGCUGCUGGUCUACAGGCCUCCUACCUCACAUGGGGCGUCCUCCAGGAGCGUGUGAUGACGAGAACGUAUGGUGCCACUGAAACAGACCCUGGUGAGAAGUUCAAGGACUCCCAGUUCCUAGUGUUCAUGAACCGCAUCCUGGCCUUCACGGUGGCUGGUCUGUACUGCGCCCUGACCAAGCAGCCACGCCACGGGGCUCCUAUGUACAAAUACUCCUUUGCCUCCCUCUCCAACAUUCUCAGCAGCUGGUGCCAGUAUGAGGCACUCAAAUACAUCAGCUUCCCCACCCAAGUGCUGGCCAAGGCCUCCAAAGUGAUCCCUGUGAUGAUGAUGGGCAAGCUGGUGUCACGCAAGAGUUAUGAGUACUGGGAGUACCUGACUGCUGCCCUCAUCUCCGUGGGAGUCAGCAUGUUCCUGCUCUCCAGUGCUCCCAACAGGCAUGUGUCCACUGUCACCACCUUCUCAGGCGUAGUCCUCUUGGCCGGCUACGUAAUCUUUGACAGCUUCACCUCCAACUGGCAGGAUGCCCUCUUCACCUACAAGAUGUCUCCUGUGCAGAUGAUGUUUGGCGUCAAUGUCUUCUCCUGCCUUUUCACGGUGGGCUCGCUCUUGGAGCAGGGUGCCUUGCUGGAGUCGUUACGCUUCAUGGCCCGCCACUCAGAGUUCACAGCCCACGCUGUGCUGCUCUCGGUGUGCUCUGCCUUUGGCCAGCUCUUCAUCUUCUACACCAUCAACCAGUUUGGAGCAGCCGUCUUCACCAUCAUCAUGACACUCCGCCAGGCCUUUGCCAUCCUCCUCUCCUGCCUCAUCUAUGGGCACACUGUCACUGUUGUGGGUGGGCUAGGCGUAGCUGUCGUCUUUGUGGCCCUCUUCCUCCGCGUCUACGCCCGCAGCCGCAUGAAGAAGCGCAGUAAGAAGCUCCCGCCGGGCGAGACGCCUGUACAGAAGGUCUAAGGAGCUGGGGCCAUGGCAUUUUAAGCCAUGCCUGCUUGUCCUGCCUCUACUCGGGGGUACUUGCUUGAUUUCUCAGAACUCGCUGAGGAGCAGGGUGGGGUAUGGAUAAGCUGGACUAGUGACUCACUUUUCCACCUGCUUUUCCUGGGAAAGGAGCUGGAACAAGCCCAGAAAAUGCUCUGGGCUGCCACAGCUCCAAACCUUUCCAUUUGCCUUAAUAGGUCAAAGACUUCCAGCCAAGGCACGGGCUUGGGGGCUCGAAUCCUGGGGGAAAACCAGCGUGGGGCUGGUGGUACUCCUGCCCCACUUCUACCUUGUGGCUUCUCUCCAAAGUCACUGAUGAACAAGGGAGCUCUUUUCCCUGGCACCGUCUUGCCUCUGGCUAACGCUCCCCCAUUUCUGUUACUACUACAGAGCUCAGCAGGAGGAAGGGGCAAGCAAAACACUAGCUUCCUUUUUGAAACAUCUCCACGUGAGGCAAGUCCCAAGC
Molecule: messenger RNA, 1784 nt
Organism: Antrostomus carolinensis (chuck-will's-widow)
Lineage: Eukaryota; Metazoa; Chordata; Aves; Caprimulgiformes; Caprimulgidae
Gene: SLC35B2
Product: solute carrier family 35 member B2
Exons: 3
Biological process (GO): transmembrane transport; 3'-phosphoadenosine 5'-phosphosulfate transport
Cellular component (GO): endoplasmic reticulum membrane; Golgi membrane
Molecular function (GO): 3'-phosphoadenosine 5'-phosphosulfate transmembrane transporter activity
Source: RefSeq, a predicted model, not a curated record